Messenger RNA from Closterium sp. Yama58-4, 528 nucleotides. The record is from the annotation of a GenBank genome assembly. Lineage: Eukaryota; Viridiplantae; Streptophyta; Zygnematophyceae; Desmidiales; Closteriaceae.
AUGGAGCGCCGCGCUUCGUCCCUUUUCGCCAUCGUGCUAGCGGCCGCGGUGGUUCUCCUCUGCGCCUCGGCGCGUGUGGAUGCUCUAUCGAUUGCCCGCAUUGGAGGCAAAUACACUGAAGUCAAAGGCGCCGCGAGCAACAAGGACAUCCGGUCACUGGCGCAGUGGGCCGUCAGCGAAAUAAACAAGCAAGAGGGAACACAGUACAGCUUCGUGUCGGUAGUGUCGGCUCAGACAGAGCUCGAGGUUCCCAGCAGCUAUCGCAUCAAGAUCAAGGCCACCGACCUCUCCGCCCUGGCCUCUAAGAAAGCCUACACGCUCGGAGGUGGCGGUGCCACCGAUGCGGGCGGCGCGUUCAAGAAAAUCAAGUCGAUGUUGCGAGGCGACAAGACGACGAUGCCGACGACCAAGACGAUGACGCCCAAAGGGAAUGGUCCUGUGAGCGCGCUGAUCACGCUGCUCGUGCAUGCGGUGGAUGGGACGGCUUUGGGCCAGCCGAACGAGCUGAAGAAUUUCACGAAGCUUUAG